Anthonomus grandis grandis is the source of this 5028-nucleotide messenger RNA. Its product is annotated as cordon-bleu protein-like 1. The coding region runs from base 392 to 4537 and encodes 1381 amino acids. NCBI's taxonomy places the organism in Eukaryota, Metazoa, Arthropoda, Insecta, Coleoptera, Curculionidae. The transcript is spliced from 11 exons. The record is from RefSeq and is a predicted model, not a curated record. Gene Ontology annotation, molecular function: actin monomer binding.
AUUCAGUUCAGUUCAGUGGUCGCCCCGUCCGACCGUCCGUCGGAAUAACGUGGUGUUCGAAAGUAAACUCCUAUAGUAUACACAAAAUCGUGUAUAUGUUUUACACAUUGUAUCGGAAAGCUUCUCGUCGGCGAGGUCGUGCAGGUGUAUCGGUGAAAUUUCACAGGUGCUAAAUUUCUGCUGUUUGUGUCCCAUGUUUACUUUUUUUUUAUUUUUGGUUUUCACUAACGAGGCCUUAACGGUACCACUAUCUUAUUAGUAAAUAGUGUUUUUUUUGCAAAUUUAAAAUUUCAUUCGAGCGCAGUGAAACGACAAUGUUUUGUAACUGGAUAUAAUUGGAUUAACUUUAAAAUUAAAUUGGAUAAGGCAAUAAACUUACGUAAAUAAAAACAUGCAAAUCACAGAAGAUACACCGCCAGACAUGCUGGCGGGGGCCAUGGACCUGACAUUGCAUUUACCAUCUGGAAAAAUUGUGAAGAUGUCGGUGGAACGAAACACACCAAUGAUGGACCUUUUGGUGCAAAUCACCACCGUCCAUCACCUACAACUGUCCAACCAUACAUUGCAAGUGCUCGGCAUGGCCCCUACAAAAGAACACAGCGACAAAGUUUUACCUUUUAAGCCAAAUACUCCAAUUGGAACUCUGGAUACUCAACAUAUAAGAGUUCUGCCAAAAAGGAAAAUAGCACCAGUUCCAAAAUGCGUAGCACCAGGACAUCAGCCUUUCGAAAGUACCUUCAGAUUGAAAGUUCAUCUGCCUAGAAAUCAGCUUUAUGUGACAAGGGUUGGUCAGAAUGUUCUGUUGGAUGAAAUCAUGAGGAAAGUGUGCGAGGAGAAGAAUUUGGAUCCGGCAAAGUAUGACUUUAAACAUCCAGAAAAUCUCGAUGAAAUAUUGGAUCCGAAGCUGACAUUAAGUGACUACCAGAUAACGGAGAUAUACGUCGUUCACAAAAACUCGAUAAAUUUAAAUAGGGCUUUUUCUACGGCUGAUAUAAUGGCUUUAAGGAAAGAGGAGGAACGAAAACAUAUAAACAAUAAAACCGGCGGAGUUUUUAACCUUAUUUUUGGACAUAAACGUGGAAAACCGAGCACUGUCUCAGGAUCAAUAUCAAGCGACAACCGUUCGAUAUCACCAUCACACAGCGAGGAUGCCAGAUCGGUUACACCCCCCGUUGUUCAACAUCCCCCGAUAGUGGCUCCACCGAAGAACGAUCCACCACCGGACAGGCCAAAACCCCCACAAAGAAAGAGACGGCCAGCACCAAAACCCCCACAGAUACAAGUAACAGAACCGGUUAAAGAAGAAGAAGUUAAACCAGUACCUGUGCUUCCAGUAGAAGAACCCUUAAACCCGGCUUCCAGAAAACCAAGCGAGAACGGAGUAACUAUCUGCCAUUCCCGGAAUAGCAGUGAUAGUUCUGGAUACCACGAGGCGUCCAUUUUGAGUGAACAUUGCGCUAACGCAUCACUACCGAGAGCUCGACCCAAGUCAGCUUUCGUUGGAGAUUCGACAUCACACCAGGGCACUUCGAAUUUGAAUAGUAUGGCCGGCCAUUCGAGGUCUACAACCAGUUUGGUUGGAGGUCGAAGAAAGAAAGCUGCUCCCCCUCCCCCACCCGCGGUACCAAGCCCAUCAGUAACACCACCCAGUUCAGUAGUGGCCCAACCAUCACAACCUAGUCCCGUAGUAGUUGCUAGUCAACCCGAUAGCACCAUCCAGCCAGAGUUUUCUGAGGUGACGGACUUUACCGCUCAACCCCAUACCCUCCCAAUACCACCCAAACCCAAGCCGAGAAAGAAGUCGCCGAGUGAUAGACCAAGAAGUGCAGUAUUCACGUCAUAUGGGAGUUACGAGGAAAACGAUUCCCUUAUAGAAGUUCUACAGCAAGAAACUUUUGUAGAUAAUAAAGGAGCUUCUAUGGUAGAUAUACAUAAAACCCAAGAUGUCCCUGGGGAAGACUACUCUAUGGAGGAGAUUCUUACCAGCCUGGAAAUUAUGAGACCUUUCAUAAUGAAAGGUGAUAUACCUCCAGCUGUAGAGGAAAAAGAAGAAAUUGCAGAGGUUCAAGAUAUAAUUGCCUCAAAAGAGUUAUCCUCCCAACCUCCUCAAGUGAUAGGCAUGAUCCCAAAAACUCCUAAAGAUAAAAGACGAGAUUUCAAAACGGGUUCUGAGACUGCCAGCACGAUCAGUUCUACAGAUGCUAAUUCUGAUAUUGUCGAAGAAGCUGUUAAUCCGUACAUGAAUCGCGAUAAUUCCUUUGCGAGUCUACGCAGUUGCAUAAGUGAGCAUGCACCGGGCUUAGGACAUUACGAAUGGAAAAAGUGGAAAAACUAUGAGGAGCUGGAUUCGAUAUCUUGCAGUUCGACCGGAGUGAGAAAUGUAUGGGUGGCUGGUGAUACAUCUGAUACAGAACCGAUAUCCCCUCUCGAUAGUAAUUCUGCUUACCCUCCACUUACCCAACCAGUGGAAGAACUGAUCCCUGAAAUAAUUCCUUGUAGUGAUAUUGAAGAGCUUGGAACACCUCCACCUCCUCCCGUUUUGGAAGAACCAACAGACAAAGAAGAGAAAUCUGUGGUGGAUGCUAUAGUACCUUCAGAGGAAACAUAUGAACCUGUUGAAGAACAAUCAUCUUCACAUGAACAUCCACUCAGUGAAGACAAAUCUUUGAUAGAGGAAACCUAUGAACCUCCUCCACCUCCAAUUAUAGAUCAAGAGUUAGAAUUCAAUCAGAUUACACCUAGAGCACCAAAACAAUUUAGUCAGACACCCCAACCAGAUUUACUUACUCUGAAUUGGGAAUACAAACUACCCCCUCCGCCACGUCCCUUUCGUGAUGCUAGUCCAACCAAUCUGACGACAAACCGGUCAGAUACAGUAAGUGAGUUUAGGGAUUCAGUGGUGACCUCUCCGGAGCUUUUUGAGAAACUACGUGCGGAUGAUAAUCAGAGUGACAUCACUCUUAAAAGUGAGGUUACGAGCGUUGCUAGUGAGGAGCCCCUAAACACUUUAAGUCUGGAGAAUUUGGAGAAGAGACGUUCCCUGGUUUAUAACAGGGAGAUCACGACUAGCUUAAAAAUGACUGAUAAAGAGCAAAAUUUUAGACCGUCACCACCUAAACCUGUUAGGAAUGUACAUUCGACGCACACCCUUCCUAACUUUAAGAUAACGACGUACGAAGUGCCAAAGCAUAAGAAUAUCACGGUGUUUGAAGAUGAUUCUAUUAGGAGCAAUACUCAUUCUUUGCCAUCUGGAUUGACGAAGAAUAAACUGGGAUAUUCUAUGGAUAACGUGAAUCAGCAAGAGAAGGAGUAUAAUUUUUAUAAACCGGAAGUCAAAACCAACGGGGUGUCGCGUUCUGGUUCGUUUUCCACGGACAAUAGGUUUUCCACUAAACCGGUAUCCAGGUCUAGGUCUACUUUAACACUUAAUAAGCCACAGUUUGGCAAAAGGGAUGACAAUGGUAAUAUUUCGAGGAGCAAUAGUUUAUUUGACGUGUCGGGCUUGCAGAGUUUAGAGGUAAUGAAACUUAUCCAAAAUAAGCUCAAUACACCGACAAGCUCAAUGGAAAACAUCAACUCAGCAACGAAGCCUACUAGCAUCCCACCGACCCCAAAAACAGACACUGACGACGAGAAAACUUCAGUAACUUCUUCAAAAUCCACUUCUCCCACCCCCGUGAGAAAAUACUAUCGGGGCCAACCAUCUGUGAACGUUUUCACUUGGUCUGAACGUCCUAAAAUCCCUGUGGCAGUUAAGGAGGAUGAAGACUAUAAACUUGGGAACCAUGCGACUAUUAGCGAGGAGGAAAGCAAUAUUAGUAAUAACAAUAAUAAUAAUACAGAGAUUACUCAAAAUUCCGGUGGUAAUGUCGUAAUUAGAAUAGGAGGCAGCACAAAUAAACCUUUGAGCAAUAGAUUUGUGGGUCCAGUAGCUUAUAGGAAACCAUUUUCUGAUUUAAAUAGUAGACCGCACUCGAUAGCUCUCCCUUCAGACUUUGACGCCUCACGUGUGCCAAUUGUCCGCUCAGUGGAACUGAAAAAGCCGUUUAUCAAUGGCAAUGACCACUUAAGUCCAACCAAUGACUCCAAUAAAAGAAUCUUAAGGGUAAACAGCUUUAAACCGUUUGAAAACCAUGUUGUCCCAGUAGUAAGGGGCUUUAACACUAAUAAAUCUCCUGAUAUUAUUAGCAAGAGACUAUCCUGGAGCCCCGCGAACUCCUAUAGCAGUACCUUACCAAAACAGUUGGAGAAGGACUAUAGCACAAAUAAGCAUGUACCAUUUUCCCAAUUCACUCUUAGAAGAACAGAGUCAAAUAGGCGUUUAACAGAAAAUGUUCCUUAUAAGUCAUUGCCUACGGACCUAGAAACUCCUCCGGCACCUCCUCCACCACCUCAAAUGCCCAAAGUAACCCUAAGGAAAGCCCAAGUGGAACCAAAAAGCUCAAAAGCUCAUAACUCCUUGGAUGCGCGAGAUAUGCUUUUAGAAUCUAUAAGGAGCUUUGGGGGAAAGAAGGGACUGAGGUCAACCAAAGCUUGACGUUAUUUCAAAAAAUAUUAUUUUGUAAGUUGUGUGCAUUGUAGUCAUUGUUUAUUUAAAGCUCAAUCCUUAGUGAUGGUUUGUAUAUUAUUUACCUGUUGUUUAUGUUUUAAGUAUUAUUUUAUUUGUAUUAUUGUUGGUGAACUGCAUUUUUAUAGUCCGGUUUAGUUAUGGUGUUUCUAGAAGGACUAAUGAGAUGCUCUUUGACUAAUAUACAUCGCACCAUAAGAAUUAUAAUAUUGUAUUUUGAAUGUAUAAUGGUAUUUUUUCUUGACAAUGUUAUUUUUGUAUGAGAAAACCAAUGAUCUUUAAAGGUAUACUAAAGGAGGCUAUUUCAUUCGAAUGUUAUAUAUGAAAAGUCAAGAAGUUUGUUAAAUAUUCUCGUAACCAGUACAUUUAAGGAACCAAAGUUUAUAUUAAAAAUAUUAUUUAUUUGUUAUAUAAAUGUACUAUACAUAUUCUACUACUUACAAUAAAAUAUAUUGAAUUUA